AUGGGCUUGGGCUGCUCGGUGGACGUGGCGCGAGCGGCCGUUUGCGAGUCCUGCAACUGCGUUGACGACUCCUUCGAGGGCAGCCGCGUCUGGGCGCAAGGUUGCUUCAGCCGGUCCUCUCUGGACAGCCGGGAUGAGGGUGUCUUCGAUCAUCCGCAUCCACUCCUGUGCCGAAGCCAUGAGGAUGACACCCCGCGCGGUCCAACUCCUCCUUGGGCCGUACACAACACCGAGUGCGAGCCUGUGGACAAGACCUCCACCGGCGAGCUGGAUCAGAGUCACAAUCAGCCUGGGCUGCUAGUCGCCUUGGGCGCUGGUUUCUGUCGUGACCUGUUUCGUGCUGCCCGAACUGGAAAUGAUGCUGUGCUGGAGAAGCUGAUCAAGAACGCCUACACGAGCUGCGUGAGACGCGGUGGCAGUGGCGACUUGGAUGACGGGACUUCCGAGGAGGUAUCCAGCAUGCUGAGCUUUGCCAGAGAUGUCGGUACAGGAGAGACGUUGCUCGGAGCAGCAGCCAAGCAUGGCGAAGCACUGGUUGUGAGGCUGCUGCUAUUGAACUCUGCGAAUCCGACAAUUUCGGACAGCCGCGGUCGUAUGGCUUUGCAUCGAGCGGCCGAAGGUGGCGAUUUGCUUACGACCCUACUUGUGCUGGAUCGCCUACAGAGUGCGGACCGCUUCCUUUCUGUUACGGAUUUCGUGGACAACCACGGCGAGACCCCUGGCGUGGUUGCCUCUUCUGCAGGCAGCAGCGCAGUCUGUGGAGCCUUGGAGAUCUUUGGGGACAUGCAGCUGAACGCGGAGCAGCAGUACGUCGGUCAGCUCGGCAAGCCAGGAGUGCGGAAUGACAUACUCUCCUCUUUAGACUUCGGGUCCGAAGCUGCAACUGCCUCGCUGCAAUGCCUGAGAGAGGCUUCCCUGGGGUCAGCACUGGUGCCAAAGAUCUGGCCCCAAACCCAGGCUGGCUUUGAUCUCGCAGAUGCGCUGAACCAGGCAUUCCAGGGCUUGCAACAAGCGGAGGAUCUCCUCAUGAACGGCAGCUGGAAGCCAGGUCAGUUCGGUCUACCUGCUGGACUGAAGCAGGUUGUUCGCACAAUUGACCUGCGGGUCCGCUGGCAAAGGCUGAGAACUGAUGCCAUGGCUGGCGCGAGUUCUAAGGCUCUAGAGGAGUUUUGGCAAACUCACUUGAGCGCUGCCAGAAUGGCGAAGCUGACGAGAGGGGAAGGCAAUCUGCAGCAGAUCUACUUGGGAAUUCUCUGGCUCUUCACCCGCGAGUCUUGGCUGCCGCACAUUAUGGAAGCACUGGCAGGCUUCCUGCGCGAGAGCAGCCCGGAGGUCAUGCAAGCUUAUGAAUCGAUGGCCCUGCAAAGUCUGGUGCAGGCUUUGUCUCCGAUGGCGCAACUGGUGCAAGCUGCAACAUGUUACUUCCGACAGCAGGGAGCUCGACACGAAGGCGUCACAUUCAGACCGGUCGUUCUGCCUCCCUCGGUGCUGAAAAGCAUGAUAGACAGGUUCUUGGAGUGCAAAGAGAGGCAGCAGUCCUCUGAGGCGACAGAUCCCGCAGACGCAGAGGAUCUUGAAACUGGCAUGUGGUUUAUCCUCAGCCACGGUUCCUUCCCCACAGCUUUUGCCUCGCGUUGGGACGCCGGGAAGCGUCUUGCCAAGACCAGCUCGAACGUCCUGUUGGCGAUCCAAGCAGACCCAAAGUUUCCCAGCUUUCCGGAGCACAUGUCGUUGAAGGGUGGUGGCGAUGACGUGAUCUUUCCGGCCGGAACUUUGUUUCGGCUGGUCCGUAUGUCACGAACGACAAGUUCCGAGCUUGAUUCGGAGGCCUGCCCAAAGGGCUCAGCGAUGCAGUGGCCUGUGACGGUGAUCGAACUGGCUGCCACAGACCCACGACCGCAGGCCUUCUUGCUGCUGCAGCGGAGGGGAUGCCUUCGCCCAGGCGAGAUUCAGGAUGCACUAAUCUCCUGGGCAGCAGAGCAGAAAGGUGCGGAGCGUGAGCAACGCGUCCGAGAUGCUGCAGCAUGGCUUUACCAAAGCUCUGAAGACGAGGCAGCCGAGAUGCUUCUGGAGAGGUCACUGCAUGGAGAUGCAGCGGUAGAUGAUGUGGUGCAGGAGGAGAGGCUCGUUAUCAAUGUCUUGGAGAGACCAAGACAGCCUGCACGUUACAUCCUGCCCACGUGA
This is a messenger RNA of Symbiodinium sp. CCMP2456, 2184 nucleotides long. NCBI's taxonomy places the organism in Eukaryota, Dinophyceae, Suessiales, Symbiodiniaceae. The record is from the annotation of a GenBank genome assembly.